Pseudophryne corroboree (corroboree frog) is the source of this 2252-nucleotide messenger RNA. It is a transcript of the gene LRRC61, whose product is annotated as leucine rich repeat containing 61. Bases 564 to 1346 code for a protein of 260 amino acids. The transcript is spliced from 3 exons. Gene Ontology annotation, molecular function: protein binding. The record is from RefSeq and is a predicted model, not a curated record. Lineage: Eukaryota; Metazoa; Chordata; Amphibia; Anura; Myobatrachidae.
UAGCAUGCCGUCACAGCAAGGGAUUCUGGGAGCACUGCAGCAGCUGGAGGGCCGCAUGUUGAAUACCCCUGAUCUAUAUACAUCCGCCUGAGCGGCAGCAGCAGCAGCACAGAGGGGGGAGAUACAAUUCUGCUGCUGCUGCUGUGGGGAGUGUCGUAUCGUCAUGGUGACGGUGUUCUGUGUACACCCGGAGACACGCCCCUAGCAGGGAGACACAGAGCGGGGACUGACAGCAGCCAAGGUCCCGGGAUUGACGUCAGACAUCCGCCCUCCAAACGCCUGGACACGCCUGCGUCCGGAUUUCCAUGCCCGGAAAAUGACCCAUGGGAGGCCUCACAGUCCGAUACACCACAUCAACACUCUCGGCAUAAAUCUCAGCUCGGCCAAGAGAGGACAAUCCUUCAGUGCCUGGAGACUGAGGGAAGAUAAGUCAAGACUGGAACACCCUAAGUCCAUCGGACCACCACCUUGACAGGGUAUAUACUAUAUAACGCCAGGCAGGGUGGUUGCCCUCUGCCCACCAGCUUGGUGCCUACUGAUCUGUAGGAGAGCAUAUCUGGGCCAUGGAAAGCAGAAACAGCAAAGAGCAGACGGGCGACAAUGCCAGGAUCACCUCGGAGAUGCUGAAGUCUCGGACUGGCAAGUUUGACCUGGAGUCCAUCCUCUUCCUGAAGCUGCGUGGCCUGGGCCUGCAGGAGCUGGGCUGUAUAGGCGAGUGCCUGAAUCUGGAGCGCUUGGACCUGUCCAACAACCACAUCACCCACCUGGCUCCCCUGUCCUCCCUGAAGCUGAUGGUGGCUCUGAACUUGUCCUGUAACCGGAUCUCCUCGCUGGAGCCCCUGGCAUCCUGUGACAGCCUGCAGGUCCUGAACGUGGCCGGGAAUCUUCUGUGCAGCGCUGACAGCUUGCACUGCCUAAAGGGUCUCCGUAGACUGGAGAGCAUCCGCCUGCGGGAUCCAGUAUACAACCUGGGCAACCCUCUCUGUGCCAACGCCUCGUACAGACACGCCGUCCUGGACACCAUCCCUAGCGUCCGAGUGAUUGAUGGCGAAAGGGUGACCGGCUGUGGCAGUGACCUCUACCACCUGUGCAAGGACAUUGAUAGUUCCUUAAAGAGGUCUAUCAGCAGUGGUGCUGUGGAGCUCGCAGGGUCCAUCAAACCUUGGCUGGAAGAAGGAUACUGGGACCUGAAGCCAACUCACAGCUCUAUCAUGAAGGAGACCUACAAGCAGUUUAAUGACGUUCUGCGGGAGUGUAAGGAACUGAGCAAGAGAGCGGAUGACGCCAUCGCGCAGGCGGAGAGAGCUCUCAGCAUUAGAAAUGACACCAACUCCUAUGUGUUCUGAGCACCCCUCACCCCCUGUAUUCUGGAACUGGCUACUGGUCUCUCCAAGGUGGACAGUACGGAGUCCCCAAGUGACUGGCUCUGUACCUGCUGGACUGUCUACCCCUAAUCUCCUGCCUGACCCCCUGUAUUCUGGAACUUGUUUAUGGUCUCUCCAAGGUGGACUGUACGGAGUCCCCAAGUGACUGGCUCUGUACCUGCUGGACUGUCUACCCAUAAUCUCCUGCCUGACCCCCUGUAUUCUGGAACUGGCUUCUGGUCUCUCCAAGGUGGACAGUACGGAGUCCCCAAGUGACUGGCUCUGUACCUGCUGGACUGUCUACCCCUAAUCUCCUGCCUGACCCCCUGUAUUCUGGAACUGGCUUAUGGUCUCUCCAAGGUGGACAGUACGGAGUCCCCAAGUGACUGGCUCUGUACCUGCUGGACUGUCUACCCCUAAUCUCCUGCCUGACCCCCUGUAUUCUGGAACUGGCUUAUGGUCUCUCCAAGACUGACCGUGCGGAGUCCCCAAGUGACUGGCUCUGUACCUGCUGGACUGUCUACCCCUAAUCUCCUGCCUGAGCCCCUGUACUCUGGAACUAGCUUAUGGUCUCUCAACGCGGCACAGUAGGAAGUGGAGACACUAUAGUGUGGCAUAGUAUGACCUGGGGCACUGUAAUGAGGCACAGUAUGAAAUGGAGGCACUAUAGUGUGGCAUAGUAUGGCCUGGGGCACUGUAAUGAGGCACAGUAUGAAAUGGAGGCACUAUAGUGUGACAUAGUAUGACCUGGGGCACCGUAAUGAGGCACAGUAUGAAAUGGAGGCACUAUAGUGUGGCAUAGUAUGGCCUGGGGCACUGUAAUGAGGCACAGUAUGAAAUGGAGGCACUAUAGUGUGGCAUAGUAUGGCCUGAGGCACUGUAAUGAGG